UAGGGCUGUGCUUUGGCGGCUGUGGCUCCAGCUGAUUAGCCGGAGCUGCCGCAGUGAAAGAGAGAGAGGGAGACACUACAGUCCCCCCCUCCCUUCGUGCCGACGCUCCGCGCCGAAGAUGAUAACUCCAAUUUCGAGGAGCCUCUGGAGAAGCCUUGGUCCCGGCGAGCGGAUGCUCAGCGACACCCCCUGCGGCCGGGCUUCCAGGGCCAGGACCUGCCCUGUCUAGGCUGGUUCUUCAGCAGGGCGUUGACAGCGCUGGCCAAGUCUGAGGCAGUGGCUUCAUGCCUCAACUCUCCUGCCAAAACCAACUCCAUGGAGAAAAAGCUUCAUAUUAAAAGCAAAUAACUAGUUGAAACUCAAGACAAAUGUCACAAGAUGGAGCAGGAGAUCUCUAGGUUUCAGCUCAAGAUGACUGACCUGGAGUCAGUUCUGCACCAAAAGGAUGUGGAGCUUAAGGCCUCUGAGACCCAGAGGACCAUCCUGGAGCAGGACCUGGCCACCUACAUCACAGAGUGCAGCAGCUUAAAGCACAGCCUGGAGGCAGCCCGUGUGGAGGUGUCUCAGGAGGAUGACAAGGCUCUGCAGCUGUUGCAUGACAUCAGAGAGCAGAGCAACAAGAUGCAGGAGAUCAAGGAACAGGAGUACCAUGCCCAGCUGGAGGAGAUGCAGGUCACUAUCAGGCAGCUGGAAGAGGACCUGUCGGCCGCCCGGCGCCGUAGUGACCUGUACGAGUCAGAGCUUCGAGACUCCCGGAACACCAGCGAGGAACUCAAGAGGAAGGCUGUGGACUACCAGCAGAGAAUCCAGAAGGCGAAGGAGCAAGGGAAAGCAGAGGUAGAGGAGCUUCUUUCCAAACUGGAGAAGACCAAUGCUGAACAGCAAGUGAAAAUCCAGGAACUCCAAGACAAACUUUCCAAGGCAGUGAAAGCCAGCACAGAAGCCACAGAGCUGUUGCAGAACAUCCGGCAUGCUAAAGAACGUCUGGAGCGGGAGCUGGAGCGCCUGCGAGGCAAGGCCGACCCCAGCGACACCCUCCGACGACGUCUAAGAGAGACCGAGGAGGGUAAGAAGACCCUGGAGAACCAGGUGAAGCGUCUGGAGAUGGUGGAGCGGAGGGAGAACAAGCUGAAGGACGAUAUCCAGACCAAAUCCCAGCAGAUCCAGCAGAUGGCUGAUAAGAUCCUGGAGCUGGAGGAGAACCUGAGGGAGACCCAGUCCACAGCCCAGCGGAUGGAGGCUCACCUGGUGCAGAAGGAGAGGCUCUACGAGGACAAAAUGAAGGUCCUUGAGGCCCAGAUGAAGGUGGACCUGGCAGAGAAGGAGAGCUUGGAGUCCAAACGGGCCCAGCACCAGGAAGAGGCCCGGGAGAAGUGCAAGCUCCUCAGUGAACAGAAAGCAACCAUCAACGCUAUGGACUCCAAGAUGAAGAAUCUGGAACAACGGAUCGACGAACUCUCCGAGGCCAACAAGCUAGCCACUAACAGUAGCAUCUAUACCCAGAAAAACAUGAAAGCCCAGGAGGAGAUGAUCUCGGAGCUGAGGCAGCAGAAGUUCUACCUUGAGUCCCAGGCGGGGAAGCUGGAGGCCCAGAACGCCAAGCUGGAGGAGCACCUUGAGAAGAUGAACCAGCAGGAGCAGAGCAAGAGGAGCCGUCUGCUGGAGAUGGAGACCAGGCUCCGAGAGAUGGGCCUGGAGCACGAGGAGCAGAAGCUGGAGAUCAAGCGUCAGGUGACGGAGCUGACAUUGUCGCUGCAGGAGCGGGAGUCCCAGAUCAGCGGGCUGCAGGCGGCACGCCACGCCCUGGAGAGCCAGCUGCAGCAGGCCAAGACAGAGCUGGAGGACACCACCGCCGAGGCCGAGGAGGAGAUCACUGCCCUCAGGGCUCACAGAGAUGAAAUCCAACGCAAGUUUGACGCCCUGAGAGACAGUUGCUCAGUGAUCACAGACCUGGAGGAGCAGCUGACCCAGCUGAGCCAGGAGAACGCCGAGCUGAACAGACAGAACUUUUACCUAUCCAAGCAGCUGGAUGAGGCCUCGGACGAGACGGACGACCGCCUGCAGCUGGGACAGGACGUGGACAGCCUCCGCCGCGAGGUGGCCGACCGAGAGAUGCACCUCAACAACCAGAAACAGAACAUUGAGACUCUGAAGACAACGUGCAGCAUGCUGGAGGAACAGGUUGUGGAGCUGGAGAGCAUGAAUGAUGAGCUGCUGGAGAAAGAGAGACAGUGGGAGGCCUGGAGGGGAGCCCUGGAGGACGAGAAGAACCAGGCCGAGAGGAGGACCCGAGACAUGCAGCGCCUGAUGGACAACGAGAAGCAGAACAGGCUGCGUGCGGACCAGCGCAGUACCCAGUCUCGCCAGGCGGUGGAGCUAGCAGUCAGGGAGCACAAGGCGGAGAUCUCGUCUCUGCAGCAAGCUCUGAAAGAACAGAGACUGAAGGCUGAGAGUCUCUCUGAUAUGCUGAAUGACCUGGAGAAGAAGCACACCAUGCUGGAGAUGAACGCCCGCACCCUGCAGCAGAAACUGGAGACAGAGAGGGAGCUGAAGCAGAGGCUGAUGGAUGAGCAAGGCAAGCUGCAGCAGCAGAUGGACCUACAGAAGAGCCACAUCUUCCGUCUGACCCAGGGCCUGCAGGAUGCUCUGGAUCAGACUGACCUGCUGAAGACUGAGAGGACCGACCUGGAGUACCAGCUGGAGAACAUUCAGGCUGUCUAUUCUCAUGAGAAAGUCAAGAUGGAGGGCACCAUUUCUCAGCAGACCAAACUGAUUGACUUCCUACAGGCCAAAAUGGACCAGCCCACCAAGAAGAAGAAGGGUAUCUUUGGCCGUCGCCGUGAGGAGCUGGGGUCCAAUGGGAACGGUGCUGGGGGAUCCGGGGCCCAGGCUCAGCCGGCGCUGCCCAUGCAGUACAGUGACAUGAAGGUGGCCCUGGAGAAGGAGAGGACACGCUGCUCAGACCUGGAGGAGGCCCUGCAGAAGAUGAGGAUAGAGCUGAGAUCACUAAGAGAAGAGGCGGCCCAUUUCAAAGCCUCAGAGCAUGCCCCGGCCAUGCCUGCCUCUUCCCGCCAGCAGAUCCUCAUGUCGGCCAUCGUCAAGUCCCCUGAGCUCCAGCCCAACCCCAGCAGCCUCCUUGCCCGCUGCAAGGAGAGCUCCACUCCAGAGGAGAAGCGAAGAGUAACUUUUGAAAAGUAUGGGCGUCGUGUGAAGGAGAGGAUGCACCACAACAUCCCCCAUCGUUUCACCGUAGGACUCAACAUGAGGGCCACCAAGUGUGCUGUCUGCCUGGACACCGUGCACUUUGGACGCCAGGCCGCCACCUGCCUAGAGUGCCACACCAUGUGCCACCCCAAGUGCUCGCCCAGCCUUCCUGCCACGUGCGGCCUGCCGGCGGAGUAUGCUACCCACUUCUCAGAGGCGUUGUGUCGGGAGAAGGCCAACUCCCCUGCCCUUCAGCUCAAAGAGGCCACUGGCCACGUACGCCUGGAGGGCUGGAUGAAACAACCCAGGAACUCCAGGCGAGGUCAGCAAGGCUGGGAGAGGAAGUACGUGGUGCUGGAUGGGACCAAGGUGUCCAUCUAUGAUUCUGAACCCAGAGAAGACUCUCUGAAGCCAGAGGAGGAGUUUGAGCUGUGUCUCCCUGACGGAGAGGUGACCAUCCAUGGAGCUGUGGGAGCCUCGGAGCUCAUCAACACGGCUAAGUCAGACAUCCCAUACAUCCUAAAGCUGGAGUCUCACCCCCACACCACCUGUUGGCCCGGCCAGUCCCUAUACUUCAUGGCUCCCAGCUUCCCAGACAAGCAGCGCUGGGUAGCUGUCCUGGAGUCAGUCGUAGCUGGCAGCAGGGGCUCCAAGGACAAGGUGGAGGCUGACACGACAGCUGUUCCUAAAAGACAGAAGAACCUCUCCCCAUUGGUCCAGAAACUUCUAGGGAAUUCUCUGCUGAAGCUGGAGGGAGACGACCGGCUGGACAUUAACUGCACCCUGCCCCUCACUGACCAGAUAGUGUUGGUUGGCUCUGAGGAGGGCCUGUAUGCCCUGAACGUCAUUAAGAACAGCCUGACUCACAUCCCCGGGCUGGCCUCCGUCUUCCAGAUCCGGAUCCUCAAGGAGCACGACAAGCUGCUCAUAAUUACUGGAGAGGAGCGGGCCCUGUGUCUGGUGGAGAUCAAGAAGGUGAAGCAGUCUCUGUCUCAGUCCCACCUCCCGGCCCAGCCAGAUCUCAGCCCAUACAUCUUUGAGACGGUCAAGGGAUGCCACCUCUUCUCCUCUGGCAAGAUUGAGAAUGGCACGUGUAUAUGUGCCGCUAUGCCCAACAAGAUCACCAUCCUGCGCUACAACGACAGCCUCAAGAAGUUCUGCAUCAAGAAGGAGAUUGAGACGUUAGAGCCCUGCAGCUGUAUCCACUUCACAGGCUACAGCAUCAUCAUCGGCACCAACAGGUUCUACGAGAUCGAGAUGAAGCAGUACAUACUGGAAGAGUUCCUGGAUAAGAACGAUGUGACUUUAGCCUCGGCCGUCUUUGCGGCCUCCUCCCACAGUUUCCCCAUCUCCAUCAUCCAGGUCACCCAGGCACCGCAGAAAGACGAGUACCUGCUCUGCUUCCACGAGUUUGGGGUGUUUGUGGACGAGUACGGCCGCAGGAGUCGAAGUGAGGACAUCAAAUGGAGCCGUCUGCCGCUCUCAUUUGCCUACAGAGAACCCUACCUGUUUGUGACCUAUUUCAACUCGUUGGAUGUGAUUGAGGUCCAGGGCCACUCUGCUCUAGGGGCCCACUCGUACGCUCACCUAGACAUCCCCAACCCGCGCUACCUGGGCCCAGCCAUCUCCUCUGGGGCCAUUUACCUGGCUUCGUCCUACCAGAACAAGCUACGGGUCAUCUGCUGUAAGGGGAACCUGGGACAGGAGGGGGAGCUGCAGAGGAAUGGCUCUGGACACAGCCCCAACAAGCGUGGGCCGCCCUCCUACAACGAGCACAUCACCAAGCGCCUGGCGGCCAGCCCCGCGUUGCACGGUGACCCGGGCACGCCACACCGCUACCGCGAGGCCCGCACCGAGUUCCGCCGCGACAAGUCGCCCGGCCGCCGGCCACACUCGGUGGAGAGGGAAAAGUCUCCCAGUGGCAGGAUGAUGAUGGACCCCCGUCUGGCCAGGUCUCCAGGGAGAGCCUUGGGGGGGGACCCACGCCUCGGUCGCUCCCCAGGGAGGUUGAUGGACCGGGACGUGAGGAGGGAGAGGUCGCCGGGACAGGGGUUUGAGGAGCAGCAGCAUGGAGUUCGCCAGAGACUCCACACCAGCUCCGGUCGCACACCCCUCACCACGGUCAACAAGGUGUGGGAUCAAUCAUCUGUUUGAGUGACAGCAAUGUCACACCAGUCAGAAGAGUGACAUCCCCAGCACAGCACAGGACUCAGUUCUUCCCCGGGUUAGGGAAUAGCAGGUGGAUCAGAAUACUGCAUCACCCAGAGAGCCCAAUAGGAAAAGCAGCUAAAGCGUUGAAGACCCACUGUCAAUGCUGAAUGUCAUAACUAUGGGAUUUUACUAGAAUAAAUCAUGGUUAAUGCAAUGUUGAUA
Coregonus clupeaformis (lake whitefish) is the source of this 5577-nucleotide messenger RNA. Its product is annotated as citron Rho-interacting kinase-like. Gene Ontology annotation, cellular component: cytoplasm; cytoskeleton. NCBI's taxonomy places the organism in Eukaryota, Metazoa, Chordata, Actinopteri, Salmoniformes, Salmonidae. The transcript has 41 exons. Gene Ontology annotation, molecular function: protein serine/threonine kinase activity. Bases 379 to 5358 code for a protein of 1659 amino acids. Gene Ontology annotation, biological process: peptidyl-threonine phosphorylation; actomyosin structure organization. The record is from RefSeq and is a predicted model, not a curated record.